AUGAAUUUUGAAUUAUUACCCAAUGAAAUAAUACUUGAUUCAUUCGAAUAUCUCUCUUUUAUUCAUCUUUAUCAAAGUUUCUUUGCUCUCAACUCGCGUUUUAACAAAUUACUUUGUCAACAAUUUCAAACAUUUCAUCGCGAUUUACGAUUAACAUCAAAAACAAAUUUUCAUCGAGUAUGUCAAAACUAUGUUCUACCAGUUAUCAAUCGAAUUAUUUCUCUUAAUCUUUCAAAUGAUGAUAAUACACCACAACAAAUUGAACAUUUUCUACCUCCUAAUUAUAAACUUCGUGAAUUUAUUUGUUUAAAAUCAAUAUCAUUAUCAUGUCUUAGAUCUCAACGAACACUCGAUCAAAUAAUGGUUGAAUGUUCUGAUCUUCCUUGUCUCACCCAUUUUACUUUAACUGAUAGUCAUGUAUCAAUGACUGAAAAUGAUGCACAACGUUUGUUUGAUCAAAUAUGGAGUCUAUCAAAACUAACUUACUGUUAUCUGGAUAACUGUUUUGUUAAUGAGAAUUAUUUUCCCAAUCCAACAGUUAUUUCUACAUCGCUUAGACAUUUAAAUAUUCGAAAUAUGACUUGUUUCUUGUCUACACUACCUCGUUUAUGUCAAUGUACACCUGAUCUUAAAUAUCUUUCAAUCAUGUUUUAUGAUGAUUCUGAUCAGUUGAACUCAUUAUUACCUAUUCUAUCAAUUACUCGAUUAAAUAUUUGUUUUGAAAGUUCUAUAAUUAUCUUACAGCAUCUUUUACAAAAUAUGCCUAAUUUAUAUCAUUUAACGGUAGAAACAUAUGAUUUUCUUUUAAAUGGAAAUCAAUGGAAAGAAAUGAUUAAUAAAUAUUUACUAAAAUUAAAAAUCUUACAAUUUAAGACAAGACCUAUAGCCAUUGGCGAAUAUGGAGAGAUUCAAUUCAAUGAAAUCCUUGAUUCAUUUCGAACAAAAUUUUGGAUUGAUGAACAUCAAUGGUUUGUUCAAUGUCAUUUGCUUCGUCAAGAUAAACCAGAUACACGCUAUUAUAUUUAUGUUUUUACUUUACCAUAUGCAUUUAAAGAUUUUUCUGAUGUUAAAAUUUCACAACUACGACUCUUACUUGAUCGGGCAGUUCGUCUUCAUUCAUUGCGUUGUUUUUAUUGGCCAUUAUCCAAUCGUCAAUUAUUACUGAUGGAAAUCACAAGUACUUCGGUUCGUCGACUGGAUUUACAAGGCUACAUCUGUGAUUUUGAUGAGGAACAAUGCAUUCAACUGAGUCAUUCACCUUUAGGUAUUCAAUGUGAAACACUUUUGAUUAGAGUUAAAAAUCGAAGAAACAUACUUAAUCUUGUGAAUAAUAUGUCUAAUCUUCAAGCGUUAAAUGUUCAAUGUCUAGAUGAUAAUUGGACAGAUGAAAAUGAUUUAACAUCAUCGAUAGAUGAUGAACUUGUCGAAUGGUUACGCCAACAAUUACCGUCAACAUGCACGAUAAUGAGAGAUACGUUUCGUGUUCACGACAUUCGAUUAUGGAUUCAUGAAAUUUUACAUGCUAAAUAUCAAUUAAUUUAUACUGUUGGUAGUCAACAACAAGUUGAUGAGAGUGCAGAACAUUGGAAAACUAUUCAACAAAUUCUUGAAUUAGUUGCGAAACAUUCUACUGAUAUUUCAAAAUAUUUUAGUGAAAAAGUAUGUUAUAAAUCAUCUGAACGAAGCAGUGCAUUCCCACAAUUUCGUUUACAAUUAACUAAUGAUACACAAUUAUUACUUCCUGCUCAUAUUUGUCAAUAUGAUUUAUCAGAACUUCAAAAAAUAGAUGCAAUAGUUGUUAAUAAUUUAUUAAAAAGUGAAAAUGAAAAUUAUCAAUUUUUACCUAUCAAUGUAACAUAUUAG
Molecule: messenger RNA, 1863 nt
Organism: Rotaria sordida
Lineage: Eukaryota; Metazoa; Rotifera; Eurotatoria; Philodinida; Philodinidae
Source: the annotation of a GenBank genome assembly